This is a messenger RNA of Dovyalis caffra, 303 nucleotides long. The record is from the annotation of a GenBank genome assembly. Lineage: Eukaryota; Viridiplantae; Streptophyta; Magnoliopsida; Malpighiales; Salicaceae.
AUGAAUUCAGGAGAUGUCCCACGCGUUGAUGGACAGUUGGCGGUGGCGAGGGCAUUCGGUGACAAGAGCUUGAAGGAACAUUUGAGUUCAGAACCACAUGUUGAAAUGGAGAUGAUUGGUGAUGAUACGGACUGUAUUAUCUUAGCGAGUGAUGGUUUGUGGAAGGUGAUGUCCAACCAAGAAGCAGUGGAUGCUAUCAAGGACAUAAAGGAUGCCCGGUCUGCAGCAAAGCGGCUUACUGAAGAAGCACUUAAUAGGAGGAGUUCAGAUGACAUUUCCUGCAUAGUUGUAAAAUUUCAGUGA